This is a messenger RNA of Benincasa hispida (wax gourd), 746 nucleotides long. Lineage: Eukaryota; Viridiplantae; Streptophyta; Magnoliopsida; Cucurbitales; Cucurbitaceae. The record is from RefSeq and is a predicted model, not a curated record.
UCUUUGGAUAUGGGGACUAUGAUUAGUCAAGGAAUCACUACAAGAAAAGUGCUUUUCUAUAGCUUCGAGAGAUAGCCUUUUCCAAAACAAAUUAUGAAAUGAUAUGAAAAAAAAAAGAAGAGGAAAUGCAGAUUUUGGGAAAAUCAUGCGGGGCUGAUGGGGAAUGGGGAAAAUUUGAAAAGGUCAUCCCCGCUUUCUCUUUUACAUUCUCUUUCCCAAGUGAGAGUGUCUCACUUUUCUCCACCUUCCACUCCAACAACUCUAAUUUUCACUUCCUUAACUCCAACAAUCAGGGUUCCUCAUUGAUGGAGCAUAUUUACAUUUUCGAGUGCAUUUCUCUAUUUCUCAAAAUUAUUCAACAUUCAAAGUUAAUUAUUCGAGAUGCUUCACGAUCUUCAGGAACUCAAGUAACAAGCAGAUCUGAUAAGAUAGGAAUUGGGCAAUCUAAUUUGCGAGAUGGAUUUGUCACGGAUACAUAUGGGCAAGAUGGAUCUGUGAUAAUGGACGAACAGAUCUAGUGUAUUCACGAUGGGAUUUGAAAUAGAUGGAUUGGGCGAGAUGGGAUAGUUGAGAUUCAAAUUUGGAAUCUUCUAAUAUGAAAGAUAGAGAUGCUAUACUGGGCUAGAGGCGCGGUGGCAUGAGAUGGUAGGCAACGAUCUUUGUUCAAAUUUCUUCAUGGCUCUAUUUUGGAAGCAUAUAUUGAUUUUCUAUUCAAAUUUUUUGGGGAUUUUUGUUGCCUCAGUUUA